Messenger RNA from Penicillium concentricum, 1386 nucleotides. Its product is annotated as cation efflux family protein family. The record is from RefSeq and is a predicted model, not a curated record. The coding region runs from base 1 to 1386 and encodes 461 amino acids. Gene Ontology annotation, cellular component: membrane; Golgi apparatus. The transcript is spliced from 2 exons. Gene Ontology annotation, biological process: intracellular zinc ion homeostasis; transmembrane transport; zinc ion transport. NCBI's taxonomy places the organism in Eukaryota, Fungi, Ascomycota, Eurotiomycetes, Eurotiales, Aspergillaceae. Gene Ontology annotation, molecular function: zinc ion transmembrane transporter activity.
AUGGCUUCGAACCUUCCUCUUCCUCUUCCGCCGCGCACCCCCACUCCGCCAGCGGAUGACGAAUAUGCCUCCCAGAUUAACUCAGGGAUCCCUAUCGAUCGCAAUGCCCUAUCGCCGCUCAAGGCUUCCUUUCCGAAGGGUAUUAUGGAUGAUGAAAGCAGAGAUACCCUAAGCCCAACGAAGUCCUCUUUCAACCUGGCAACCUCGCCUGAAGAUGCAGAGACACCGAUCGAAAAUGGCCCUAACGACUCGUCCCCUACGGGGCCAUUCAAUUUCAAUACUACUGUUAUGGCGAAGAGCCCAGUGAUCAAAUCGAACAUGGGACAACGUCGUGGCCACAAGUACAAACACAGUAGCAUAUCGCAUCAGAUCUUCCUCGAGCCUCCUCCUCGCGCGCCCCUAGCCCUUCCGAACUCCCUACCUAUGCCAACACUGAAAGAAUGCCGAUCUAGCAUGUCAAAGGACCAAAAGACCCGCUUCUGGUGGAGUCUCUGUCAUAUGUUCAUUGCGGCAUACACACUCUGGACCGCGCAUGGGUCCCUUGCCAUGACAGCAUUGUCGCAUCUGAUUCUGUUUGAUUCACUUGGCGCUCUCCUGUGUGUUGCGGUUGAUGUGCUGGGCAAUUUUGAAGUCUGGAAGCGAUCGACUAUCCGCCACCCGUUCGGCCUUGAACGUGCAGAAGUUCUAGCCGGGUUUGCGAUGGCUGUACUUCUUUUGUUUAUGGGGAUGGAUCUUAUCUCCCACAAUCUGCAACAUUUCCUCGAGAAGUCUGGUCAUGAGCCUCAUCGCCCGCAUGAGCAUGAUCGGGUAUCUCUGGGUAGCGUGGAUGUGACUGCAGUUCUAGCUAUUUCGUCGACGCUUGUGUCGGCAAUUGGUCUCAAGAACCACGCUCGAAUUGGGAAGGCUAUGCGAUUUGGGUACAUCCAGUCUCUUCCGUCGGUCUUGAGCAACCCGUCUCACUUCCUCACUCUCUCUUGUUCAACUUUGCUGCUGCUUUUACCUCUGGUCUCAAUCCGCAUCUACGACUGGCUCGAUAAGCUCCUGUCUGGAACCAUUGCCUUCUCAAUGUGCUUCCUAGGAACUCGCUUAGUCAAGACUCUAGGCUCCAUGCUUCUCAUGUCCUACUCCGGCCAAGGAGUUUCUGAUGUCAUCAAGGAUAUUGAAGCCGACCCUUCUGUGUUCGGGAUUGAUGACGCUCGAUUCUGGCAGGUCCAUUAUGGGCUAUGUAUGGCAAACCUCAAGCUACGAGUCACUGGUUCUGAGGACAAUCUUGCCCGGCUACGGGAGAAGAUCUCCAGCUUGAUUCGCAACAGGCUGGGUGGCGGGUAUGGCACCGGGAGUCAAAGAUGGGAGGUUUCUUUGCAAUUUACGAUUGAGCGUGCAUGA